Spodoptera exigua (beet armyworm) is the source of this 1955-nucleotide messenger RNA. The record is from the annotation of a GenBank genome assembly. NCBI's taxonomy places the organism in Eukaryota, Metazoa, Arthropoda, Insecta, Lepidoptera, Noctuidae.
GCCCGCAUAGUCAGGAACGUGACGUCAGGCACGUAACAAUAUUUAAAUUACAUGUAUCUACCUACCUUACUUUGUCAUUCGACAAGCAGAAUAAAAUCAGGUAGGUAGUACAGUGGUUAACUUCCUUCUUCGGUGAGCCCUCUUUAUUUUGGAAUUCUCUGCAAGAAAAACGUUUACCAAAGAAUCUAUAAUAGACAGUGGGUACAUGAUCGGAGCGUGCAACGUUUAUCGUGUUUUACGAUAAUAAACAACCAAGUUAUUAAUGUAGUGCUCAUAACAAAACAAAUGAGCUCAUUAUAAUCUCUUUAAUAAGCUGAAUCAGUUUACCAGAGUUUAGUCUAGUAGUCACACUGGUUUGGUAUACUACUUUCUACACAAUGUCUCAAAACAAACAAGAAUUGCGUGUAGUGACAUAUAUGUGUCCAACGCACCCGAUCCAACUGUAUGAAUUAAUCUUGGAAUUACUAGAAGAAGCAUUGGGUUGUUAUACCACUUUGCAAUAUGAAAGCAGAAGCCCGGGACCAUUACCAGAUCGACCUGAUCCAUUUUCCACUAAUAAAGUUGAUUUAGCGUUCAUGACAGCGUCCGCAUAUAUAAAACUGCGAGAAAAGAAGAACGGUAACAUUGAAUUACUACCAGUAACACCAGUUUUCGCUCAUCAGAUGAAUGUGGAAAACAAACCAGGAUAUUUCUCGGAUAUUAUCAUUCACAGUGAUAAGAAGGCUCAUAACGUUAAUACUUUAUUGGAUCUUCGCGGUUGUACAUUUGCAUACAGUGACGAGGAAUCUCUGAGUGGAAGUAAAAUAGUGUUAAAAACAUUAAAAGAAAAAGGCGAAAAUGCUUCAUUUUUUGGAUCUCUGCUAAGAUCUGGAUCACAUUUGUCGUCGGCUCAGAUGGUGCUCUCUAAACAAGCAGAAUGGGCCGCAGUUGACUCCACAACUCUCCUUUUUUCUAAGAAGUUUAUGUACGAUGGUGGCAAAGAUAUUAUAACCCUGGAAACUUUAGGUCGAUUACCACCAUAUCCUAUCGUGGUCAACGCUAAACUACACGAAGAGACAAAAAAGGCAAUAACAAAUGCGCUGCUCCGCCUACCUCAGACACAACAGUGGAAAAACAAAUUUGCUAAAUUCGGCAUAAUCAAGUUCGAGGUUAAUAGCGAUGUCGCUUACAAUGGGCCGGCUACACAGAUGUGGGCCAUCCAAAACGAAAAACUCAAUGUUCGGUAUUAUUAGAGCAUUUCUAAUAAUUUCUUUACUGUAUAUUAUUUAUAUUUUGUACACUGACUAUACUCCUAAAUAAUAAAAGGAUUAAUUAAUAGCACUUCGCAAUUUUUUAUUUAUGUAUACUUUUCUAGUAAUAAAUUAUAUUAUUGACAUAAAUAGUUUAUUUAUUAAGUAGCAUAGGCAACAACUAUAAGUACCAAUUCACAAUUUUAGAGUAUUUACUCGAUCCUCAGUUUUUGUGAGGUGUUCCUGGGACAGAUGUUCCAGUUUUACUACUUCUUACAUUUUUGUAAAACAAUGUUAAGAGAUACGACUUCUUUUUUCUUUGCGCCGCAAUCUAUAAGAACCCCACGAGGAACUCUUAUUACUCCCAUUGUUAUUGGCACCUCUGGAGGUUUACGAUGAGUUUCAGUUUCUGUCUGCAAUAUAAGUAAGAUUUAUUUUUAAUAUUUAUAAUGAAAAUAUGUCUGUCGUAUUUUCUUAUAAGGGUAUUCAUAAAAAUAAUUGAGCAUUGUAAUUUUAUUGGCAUACAGAAGGCAUAUCCAUGUAAUGUAAGCCACAUACUCAAAGUAAAUCAUAGUUACUUAGAGAUUUUGAGUAAGCUGCUUACAUAAUAAAUUCAUCUCUAUCUAAUUAUUUAUGUUAAAAAAAUAAAUUAUUAUUCAUAUAAAUUUGGACUUUAUCAUAUAAGUUUUCAUAGUGGCAUAGUGCUACUGAGCAAGGUGAAAGAAA